AUGGGUAGAGCACCUCCAUCUGGAAAAGGAUUGCCUCCAAUGAGAUUAUUAAAUAUUGCUUUCAAUAUUGCAUCUGGCAUGCAGUACCUUGCUUCACAUCAUUAUGUGCACAGGGACUUGGCCGCAAGAAAUUGCUUGGUAUCAGAUGAUUUUAUAGUUAAAAUAUCAGAUUUUGGUCUCUCUAGGGACAUCUAUAGCUCAGAUUAUUAUAGGGUGCAAUCCAAAAGUCUCUUGCCAGUUAGAUGGAUGCCACCAGAAUCAAUACUUUAUGGUAAAUUCACUACCGAGAGCGAUAUUUGGUCGUACGGAGUGGUGUUGUGGGAAAUUUACAGUUACGGUCUGCAACCAUAUUAUGGAUACAGCAAUCAAGAGGUGAUCUCGAUGGUCCGAGGCGGCGAGCUACUAGCCGCCCCCGCUAACUGUCCAACGCAACUAUACGCCCUCAUGAGAGAAUGCUGGAAGCACACGCCCCAAAGGAGGCCGAACUUCGAAGAUAUCGUAAACAGAAUACAAGAGUGGAUCCAGGCGGGCGGCUGUCCGGAACCCACGCCGUCAGAAUCAGGCGGCAGCUUAUACGGCCACAGAGCCACGACCUCCGCCAAGGAUUUCCAGGAGAGGGCGCCCCUGCUGCCGCCGCAUUGCUCCUCUUCCAACGGCUCCCUUGCCACAGGAAGCCUGAAGAAGUUCAGCGCGGCCGGCUCCAGUUCCAGGGCUGACGACAGCCGCUCGACCUGCAGCGAGGUGCCACCCCUGGCGCCCAAGUCGAAGAAGCACUCUUCGGCACCCCUAAUUGACACAGACAAGGCAAGCACCACCAGGGAUACCGUCGUAAGGAUAACAAACACUCAUUACAGUAACGAUAUU
This is a messenger RNA of Iphiclides podalirius (scarce swallowtail), 864 nucleotides long. The record is from the annotation of a GenBank genome assembly. Lineage: Eukaryota; Metazoa; Arthropoda; Insecta; Lepidoptera; Papilionidae.